Messenger RNA from Chanos chanos (milkfish), 1829 nucleotides. It is a transcript of the gene aadacl4, whose product is annotated as arylacetamide deacetylase-like 4. The transcript is spliced from 4 exons. The record is from RefSeq and is a predicted model, not a curated record. Gene Ontology annotation, cellular component: membrane. Gene Ontology annotation, molecular function: carboxylic ester hydrolase activity. Lineage: Eukaryota; Metazoa; Chordata; Actinopteri; Gonorynchiformes; Chanidae. Bases 52 to 1305 code for a protein of 417 amino acids.
UCUAGUCUUGUACUCCCCACUGCGUCUUGUGCGAACCAGGCUAUAGCGAUAAUGUAUAUUGCAACUCUUAUUUUGAUCUUUGGCUUUGCUGUGCUAGCUGCAGCUUUUUGUCUGCUGCUUAUUGGCCUUGUGUAUUCUGAGUUAAUGAAUUCAGAAAUUCCUCCUGGAGUUGCCAAUUAUAGAAAACUACAUGUGGUUCAUUGCCUCUAUGUAGGAAUAGCAGUUCUGGGUCGAAUCUUGGAACGACUUGGUAUCUGUGAUCAAGUAAAAUUCAGCCGCAGGGUCACAGGCUAUAUGACAGUACGAAAAACACCACCUCCCCCUGGGUUACGCAUUAAAGACUUGACCUUUGCUGGAGUUCCAGUGCGUGUGUAUGAGCCUACUGUACCAUCUGACAGAAAGAGAAGAGGCCUGGUGUAUUUUCAUGGUGGAGGCUGGGUUGUGGGAAGCAUAGAUACUCAUGAGGAAAUUUGCAGAUUCAUUGCAAAGGAGAGUGAAACUACAGUUGUGUCUGUCGGCUACAGACUAGCUCCAGAGCACAGGUACCCUGCCCACCUGGAUGACUGUGAGGCUGCCACCUGCCACUUCUUCACAGUAGCUGAGGCAGAGUUUGGUGUGGACCCAUGCAGAGUGGCAGUGGGUGGGGAUAGCGCAGGGGGAAAUCUGGCAGCCGCACUGUGCCAGCGACUGGCAAAGCGACAGGAUGGGCAUCCGUUCUCUCCCUGUGCCCAGAUUCUUAUCUACCCAGCUCUGCAAAUGGCUGAUCUCAACCUGCCCUCGUACCAGCAGAACCAUGCCAUUCCCAUACUGUUCCGGGGCCGAGCAGCAUUCUACUUCCUGCAGUACAUCAACGGGGAAGUGUCUCUUUGCCAGGAUGUGCUGGAAGGCAAUCACGUUCCUCCUGAACUAAAACAGCACUACAGGAAGUGGCUGUCCCCAGAUAACCUUCCACCUGAGUUCAGAAGGCAGGCUAGCAACCCUCAGGUGGUUACAGGUCACGAUGCCGAAGUGUAUCACAUGAUUAAAGUGGGCUUAGACCCGGAGAUCUCACCAUUGCUAGCGGAAGAUGACGUUGUCUGCCGCUCACCUCCCACCUUUAUCCUCACCUGUGAGUAUGACGUCCUUAGAGAUGAUGGGAUUCUCUACCGCAAAAGGCUGCAGGACCUUGGAGUGAAGGUGACCUGGGAACACAUCACAGAUAGCUUUCAUGGGAUCAUGAACUUCUUCAAUAAAGGCUGGCUGACCUUCCCCUCAUCACAGAAGCUCUUAGAUAGCAUUGUGAACUACGUAAAGACUGAAAUGUGAUCAGCCAUUACCGUGCCCAUUAUUUUUUAGAAUUUUUAUAAACAUGUGGAGUAAGAAAUUAGUCAAUCUCCAGUAACACUUGACUGAUUUACUGUAAAUGCUGCUAUGUUGUAAGCCACUGAGUUUUCCAGACCCUUACUUUCAUUUAGAUGUGUAGAGAUCAAAAGAAAGCUUUCCAUAUUGUCAAAUAUUUUACCCAUUAAUACAAAACACAAAUAUGUAUUUUUUCUCAUAUGACUGUAGGCAAACAAAUGAUUUCAGUGCAUUUGAAGAUUUUACCUUUUUUUGUAUGUAUGUUUCUGAUUGUCUCAUAGGCUAUUGUUCACAUAAACAUAAUUUACUAUACAUUUUGACUCAUUGGUAGUAUUCAUGUUGUUUAUUCAUGCAGAAAUUAGAUGAACGAUAACAAUUUACUGAGUUCUUCCGAAGACACUUACAUUGCAUUAUGGGCACUGUAGUCUCUACUGCUACACCACCUCUUUUUAGCUCAGCAACAGACUUUUCAAAAUAAACCAUUCUUUUAA